Molecule: messenger RNA, 3269 nt
Organism: Myripristis murdjan (pinecone soldierfish)
Lineage: Eukaryota; Metazoa; Chordata; Actinopteri; Holocentriformes; Holocentridae
Gene: soul3
Product: heme-binding protein soul3
Exons: 5
Coding region: 408-1247 (279 amino acids)
Molecular function (GO): heme binding
Source: RefSeq, a predicted model, not a curated record
CACCCCGGCCAUGGCAAGCAGGCACGCACCGCACGGACAAGGCGACGAGAUUAGUUUGCGGUGUGUCGAGGACAUUAGCAAAUCCUAGCAAACGAAUGAGAUUAUUGUAUUCCUAUAUGAAACCGUGUAUGUAUAUCCAUAUAGCAACAUGCAUACUUGCGCCGGGAAAUGCAGCCUCCUGCCUAGUUUUUUGACAAAGAAGAAGUAACCGUUAGUCCUAAUCCGGACUAGAUAACCCAAGGAGAUCCAAACAAUACAUCGGCAAAGAUAUAAGGCGUUAUAUCUGGAUACGUUCAUUCAUUCAUUGGUGUUUUUUUUAUUUUUUAUUUAUUUAUUUUUUUAAAGACACGGCGGUCAGUGUGUCUUAUCUGUCCCUUCGCAUAGUUAGUAACCCUACAAACUGAGAGAUGGACCGAGGCGGCUGCCGAUUAAAUGGCGGCGGCGGUAGUGAAGCUAACGGGUCGGAACCGGGAUCCAGACCCGGGAUGAUCACGCUGGAGGACCUGGAGUCUUUCACCGAGGACCAGCUGUCAGACUCGGGCAAUGGGAGCCUUGAAGAGGAAGGUGAGACGAUGGAGGAGGACGAGGACCCGAACCGACUGCUGCACUACUGGCAGGACAUAGCGAGGGGACACCAAGUGGAAGUUCCUCAAGAUAUGUCUCAACCCAUCCAACAGCUGACCAGUAAUAACCAGGGACGCUCUCAGAGAGAACACAUCCCUUUUACCCUUAUCGCCCGCAAAGAAAAGUGCGGGGACGUGCUAUAUGAGAAGCGCCACUAUGAGAAAGGCCACUGGGCUUGCAUCACAGUGCGUGAGGACACCUAUGAACAGAGCAUCUGCUACGGCUUCAUGAGGAUAAUGAGAUACAUCUGCCAGCAGAACUCUUUAGGUGAAUACCUGGGCAUGACGCUGCCCAUCGUCACAGUAGUGCACACAGAUGAGAGCCAUUCCGUGAUCUCCCAUGACGUCACCGUAGCCUACUACCUUCCCACAAACCACCAGGCCCAGCCCCCACAACCUUUGGACAGCGAUAUCAUCAUCGAGGUCUGGCCUGCCACCAUUGUAUACGCAAGGGCCUUUACUGGAGCCACUAAUGAAGUGACCAUCAUCAAUCAGCUCAACACCAUGGCGGAGGUGCUGGACUCUCCGGGUGUGUGCGUCGGUGAUUCUUUCAUUGUGGCUGGCUACACCAACCCUGCUCACAGCAACCGUCAGAAUGAGAUCUGGUUCCUUGAGCGGCAGUGAGGGAGGAGCAGAGCCAGCAGCAGCAGCCUCUCUUUGACCUUUGAACCCCCAUAAGACUCCCAUAACUUUGCCCCUCCCUGUCCAGCUUUGCUCAGCUUACAGCCUGAAGUAUAACAUCUUCUGUAGUUGCUGCCUCUACCCCAAAUGACUACUAGCCUGUUACACUCCAGACCAGCCAGGGCUCACAACAGUCAUCACCUCAUCUAGCCUCUAAGUGAGUGAAUGUUAGUUUUAAGACUCAUCCGUAAGCUAUCUGACCCAUACAGACUAAGCUAAACUGCAGCUCUACUGUCACAGAAAGUUCAUUUUGAUUACUGCUCCAGUCACACAGGAAAACAGCUACUUGCUUUGACAGAAAUGGAAUAUUGCCCUGAUAACAACUACAAACAAACAUUUCUGUCUUUAGCAUAAGCUAGGCAAUGGUCUGUUCUUAUCAGUUAUGAAGGGGCAGGCAGAUAAACAACGUCUUAACCAGGAGGAGGAACUGGUUACCUGAGAAGCCAUAAAAUAGGCUUUACAAAGUUAGAUGCAAAGUAGGUGGCACGAAUUUAGAAAAAGCAAUGACACCUUCACGUGUAAAAUACUAAGCAAAUCUGCUUUUAUAAUAAGCCAACAACAUGAAUGUAUGGAUACAGGGAGAGGGUAAAGAUAACUCUCACAUUUCUACAAACCAAAACCUGAAAAAUCCGCUGACUUUACUGCUGAAUGACAAUCAAAAGUACUGACUGCAUUUGUCAUUUUCUCUCAAGAAAAUGGCACUAGUUAAUGCAUUCCUCAUGUUUCAGGUCUUGUUCACACUCAGAAAUAGACACUUAGACAUGCAUAUACCUCGUUCUCUUGCUCUUUCUACUUAACUGCUCUAUGUCAAUGUUAGUGAGUACUGUACGUGUGCACUACUGUACCUGCAAAUUACCACUACUGCUGAGUAGAGACAACGCAACCAAGAAAAGACAUGCUGUAGAGCGCAGAGAGCAUAUUACUGUACUGUGAUACUACUCAGUUGCUGUCGGUUUUUAAAUAGCGGAAAGGUCAUUUCUGUUUUAUUUUAAACUGUUUUAAUGUUCUAUCACCAAUUCAAGGAAAAUCUAUAAGUCCAAGAGCAGAAGAAGAGAAAGGAAGUAUUUUUUAUCUUCAGUAUGUUUUAAAAUUAAACAAACCAAGGAUCACUUCAGAUAAAUGUUGUCAACUACAGUUACUAUGAGAAAGUUCAUCAGUUUUGUCUUAAAGGAGGAUACAGCACAUCAGCGUAGUAAAGUAGCUUUGAGAAAGCCAGUCAAAAGACGGUGGCUGCACCCACUGAGACAGGAACUGCACGUUGCCAAAUUAUCACUGCGUGAAGGCUCGUCCAUAAGUUCAGUAAACAAACAAACAAAGACACAAACAGACAAACACCGUACACCCAGCAAUUACAGCCAGUCAAUCUGUGUCUAUUCAGUAUGUAUGAAAGCAAUGUUGUGACUAUUUUCUACUAAAAGUGCAAAUAGUCUGUACAUUUGUAAAGUUAAUUACACAAGAGGUUGCACCAGAACAGGCAUGUCCUGUGGUAGUGCUUGAGGCCUAUUGAAUAUAUGUAAAAUUAAAGGGAAAAUCAGCCCAAUUAACAAAAACUGUGUUUCCACAUAUUUAAACAUAAAUUGAGAGAUAAAUGUUAGUUUUAGGCUGGACACUUGCCAUGUCAAGUGAAACUUCCGGUCAUUAACAUCUGAAGAACUGACUUUGCUUUAAACGGCUGUAGAUAAAGAAGCUUUGUGGCAACUGCAGGCAAGCAGGCACUUGUAAAACCAUGGUGAAUUUGGGUUGAUUUUUCUAUAAGAGCAUGGUUAUUUGGGAACAUCCAGUUAGAAGAUUUUUUUUUUUCUGUUUUCCACUUUUGCUUAUGUUUUCAGUGUUUUGUAAAAGUGUGCUGUACUGUGAACAUCUAACUGAGUCCAACAGCAAGAGCUACUGUGGUUUUCUUUGUUUUGUUCAAUAUAAGAUUCUUGUUUCCUUACUUUUGAAAAAAUAAAAUAAUAUUGAAUUUUA